AAAAAUUAUUUCCCUCCUCACUCUGGCUGUGUCUUUCUUUCACUACCUCUCUCCACGUGGUAAGCAGUCGGGAUGAGGGUGAAAAGGGAGCAUUGUGCCUCCAGUCAGUGGCCUUAUGUGUUGGAGAGGCUCUGAGAGGGUGAUGUUCACUCAGCUGUGCUCCCUCUACGCCAUUGUUGCAAAUUCCACCAAAUUCAGCUGCUCUGUUUACUGAGCUCACACAGGAGCCUGUUUUAGAGGUGGCGGGAGCACCAUGAAACCUCACUCACCUUGAAUAGACUUGGAUAUGCAUGUGACAAGGUGGCCUCUGACACAAUAUGUUUGGGUUAAUGUCAAGAAAAAAGCAGAUAUCAUUUAUCCGAGCCUGCUUUGGCUUUUGCGCCCACCUGUGCAUAGAGUUUCCUUCUGUUCGGCACAGGAAAACACACAGUGAAAAACACACAGUGAGGUUCAGAUUUUAUAUGCUCAUAUGAGUAAUCGAAAGCUUAGGGAAAGGCCUUUAUGUGAUGAACUUGAGCGUCAAUGUAUGAGGGUUUACUAAAGAGAGGCAGUGGACUCUUGGCUCAAAAGAAGGGGUGUUCACUCGCUAUUUGAAUGCAAAGUAGUGGAUGAACAAGUGAGCUGUGUGUGUGUGUGUGUGUGUGUGUGUGUGUGUGGAGAAGGAGGGCCAACGGUGAGUUUUGAGAAAAGGGAGACAUGUUGAGAGAAACUGUCACACAUGCCUCUUUGGCACCUCUGUCUUUCUUUGCACCACAAUGCCACCAACGUGGACACGCUUCAUUGAGACUAAUCAAUCCAGAGGAUCCACUGUCACAGUUUUGGAGAUGAUACCUUAGUUCUUCUUCCUUUUUUUCCUCUAAGUAAUUUAGAUACCUACUUUUUUCAGUGUGCAGGGAGACAGAAUAAAAGUUGUGUGUUGGCCAAUGUGCCCCUGCGUCGGUCCCAUCCUGCUGAAGCAUGUCCCGUCGGAAACAGAAACGACCCCAGCAGCUUAUGAACCUGACCCUCGGUGCCUGUCGGAUACUUGAGCAUGAUGACAGCUUGGCAGUGAAGUCACACUCCUUUCAAUUGAUGCUGGAUUCUCCCUUGUGCUCUCCAUCGUCCUCUCUUCAAAGUUCCCAGCUGCCCAUCACUCUCCAUUCAUCUUUCAAGGGCUCUCAGACCCCCCCUUUACCCACUGAAGAUCCACCGAUAUCCUGCUCACCGAGCCAGCAGCUCAAAGACCCAAAGCCCUCCCUCUCUCCUGACUUUCCUGACUCAUCCCUCUCUUCUCAAAAUCAGCAUCUUCCUGCCCUCCAACUGUCUGGCUGCAUUGCUACGUCUUCUGCAAGUGCCCUCAUCCACCCUUCCCGAAGUGCACACAUGGCCUCUCCCAAGUUGGGGCUGUCAGCCACCACCACCACCUCUUCUUCCUCCUCAUCCUCCUCCGCCUCCCUGUGUCCUCCACCACACCCUGGAAGCCCCAGCCGUGUUCCUGAGGGCCCCCCAAGUCCUGUUACCCCCACUCCCAGCCCAGGAGUGACAUCUGCCUCAGCUGCACCCUCUAGGGCCCAACUGAGCAUUGCCCUAAUCCUGGAGGAGCUCCGGGUGCUACAGCAAAGGCAAAUCCAUCAGAUGCAAAUAACAGAGGAGAUCUGUAGACAGGUGCUACGCCUUGGAGGAGCCUCCUAUACCAUAGAUACACCCUCCCAGCAUCUUCUCCCUCCCCUGCCACAGCUCUGCCUGGAAGGUAGCAAAAGGGCAGCCAGCCCAACUACCCAGCCAACUGCAACCCAGCCAUCCACCUCUGUUGCUCCUCUCCUGGCAUGUUUCUCCUCCCUGCUCCCUUCUCAGGGAGCUAACAAACCCACAAAGCCAAGCAGUUCCUUGUCUCAAAUCCUGCAGCCCCACAAGCCCCAGAUGGAAGGGACAGGAGGGACUGCGGGGCCUCAUGGUUAUCUGAGGGUGAGUUCUCGAUCCUCAGCUCCCUCCACCUCUUCUUCUGCUGCCAUCUCCAUGGCUUCCUCUACCUAUCCUCUAGCCUUGUCCUUAGCACUGCCCAACCGCUAUCUUCAUGAGAAAUCUCCAAAUACCACUUCAGUGAGUGGGUUCCUAAACUCAUCCCUCCCCACAACAGUAUCUAUGGUGCCAAACUCCCCAAAUGCUCUGCAGUCUUUCUCUGGAGGAACAGACUCUUCCUCUGCCUCCAGCUCCACCAGUUCUGGCCGCCUCCAACAUGCCUGCCGCUUCUGUGGAAAAAUGUUUAGCAGUGACUCUUCCCUACAGAUACAUCUACGCUCACACACAGGGGAACGGCCCUACCAGUGUCCAGUGUGCCUCAGCCGCUUCACCACACGAGGCAACCUCAAGGUGCACUUCCUACGCCACCGUGAGCAAAACCCGGAGCUCUCACUUUCACUCCUGCCACCUUCUUUAUUUGGGGUAGCAUUGGGGGCCACUGGGGGAUCAGAAAUGGGACAGACCAUGAGCAGUGGUAGCAGUACUAGUGGCAUGAAUAUGAUACAAAAGAAGCCAAAAUGCAGGCCUGAGGAUGAAACAUGUGGAGAUAAUGUUGAGGCCAGUGGUACUAGCACUGGUUUUUCUCUGGGAGCCUCUGGAGGAUCUACCCCUUCCACCCUACCCCUGCCCCCUAGUGUUGACCUGGCUUUGAUUUCCCACUCUCUCCUGCAGCUCAAUAGGGCUGCAGCUGUAGCCGCUGCAGCCUCUAUCACCUCUGGCUCAUCCCACUCAUCUUCCUCCUCAACUUCCACGUCUUCUCUGGCUACCUCCCUCCUCUCCAACCCUUCCUUGUCUUCGUCUUCCACCAUCACAGGGUUAUUCAAGGGUGCCAAACAACAGCACUUUGAUGAGAACACUCCCCCUCACGUCCCAAUGCUUUCUCCUGCUGCAUACUCCCAGCUAGCCCACCUACCUAAGCUCCUUUUCCCAUCUGUCUCUACUUCCUCAUCUACCCCUGCAGCACACCCAUCCCUCUACAACCAUCCAGCCUUGGGCUUGCUACGCACCCCACUACCCUCUACUCCAGGCUCCCACCAACUUGCUUCUUCCAGCCAUUCUCAGCUUUCUUUCCCCUUCUCUUCAUUUCCUAAAGUCCCAGGUCCAACCACCAGCACUCCAUCCUCCCUGCCCUCCUCCAUGGCUACCUCCACUCCUACAUCUGAAACCUCCAAGCUGCAGAGGCUGGUGGAGAAGCUGGAGAAGGCACCCUGCUCCUCUUCUCCUUGGACAUCAUCCUCUGCUUCCUCCUCCAUGCUUGAGAUGUUAUCUAGCAGUGCCACUACCUCUUCAAGUUCAGCCAACAGUCGUUUCACAAAUGCCAGCACUUCGACCACGUACGUCAUGGCAUCCCCACCAUCUUCAACUCUCGCUUCCACUUCUGUUUCAAACUUCACCCAUGAGAUGGUUGCUGCCCUGGGCAUGAGUGCCAAUGGAGCAAGUGCAAUGGCGGGGGGCUUGCUACCAUCACUAAGCAUCACAGGUCCAGCUGGUAACCUGACAACCAAUCAGUGUGGAGUGUGUCUACGAGUUCUGAGCUGUCCUAGAGCACUGCGUCUGCACCAGGCUACGCACCUUGGAGAACGCCCUUUUCCAUGUAAGAUAUGUGGCAGAUCCUUCUCAACCAAAGGCAGCUUGCGAUCACAUUUGGCCACCCAUCAUGCUCGACCACCUAAUGCACGUGUCCAGAACUCUUGCCCACUGUGCCAGCGAAAGUUCACUAAUGCCCUAGUGCUCCAGCACCACAUCCGUAUGCACCUUGGUGGACAGUUGCCCACAGAUGGCACAGAUGAUUCUGCACAUGAGAUGCAAGCUGAAUCUAAUGCCAAACCCUUGUCACAAUCACAAUCCCAGCCCACUGACCCAAAUACUGUCUCAAGUAAAACACCUCCUCUAGCAGGCCAUUCCAAGAGCCCAAAUCCAAGCUCACCAUUUCAAACUCCAGCAGUUGGUUCAGUCCCUGUAUCUGGCAGUACGAAAUCGGUUGAGUUUACCAAAAACCCCAGUAAAUCUGGGUCCUCCAGCCCAGACCUCAUCCCCCCUGCUGACCUUAGCCCUGACCCCUUCAUGAAUCCCACCACACAAACUCCACCACCAGGCAGUGUAGAACCCCCUGUUCUUUGUGUCAGUGCCCCCUUGCCAGCCUCCCAGCAGACAGCUCAAGCUUCCCCAGUUGGCAAAGACAACCAAGCUGAACAAGCCACUGCUGACAUCCAUCUUCCUAAAUCCACCCCCUCACCAAUAUCCUCCUCUGUCACCAAAACCACGGUGUUAUCUAAUGCUAUGGUAUUGGACUGCAGAGAGGAUGAAGCACCUACCUCCUCCGAUGCCUUCCUUGGCUCCAGAUCAAACCUGGAGGACUUACAAAGCACACCUGCCCUUGGUGACCCCUUUGCUUACACCUGUCCCAGUACCUCCUCUGACCCCAUCCCAAGUCAAGAUGUUUCUAAUGUAAAUGCAACACCAACCUUGGAAUCAGAGUCAGUCUCCCCAAGGCCCCAAUCACCAGAACCCAUGGAAGAAGACAAAGAUCAGUCCUCCACACCAGCAACACCAAAGCAAGACCAAGCAACUGUGCCUGAUGAUGACUCCAACAUGACGUCCACUUCGGAGACUGCUGACACUAUUACUGUUGAAGUAAGGGGUGCAUCACAGAGAGCUGCCACUUUUGUGAGGGAGACACGUCAGAGCUUUCACUUUGGUUCAUUUGGAAGGGAGGACCGGGUGGAAGGUGUUAAGAUUAGUGGACUGGCUUCAACUGAAGCACUGGAUGGUUCUGUCCCCAUCAACCUUGCCCCAACCCUUCCAUCUCCAAUGUCUCGUCCAGAGAAGAAGACCUAUUGCUGUGCUGAGUGUGGAAAAGAGUAUGCCAGUCGCAGUGGACUGAAGGGGCACAUGAAGCACCAUGGUGUGCUAACCAAAACAACACGCCCACCUGCCAGGAGUAGCCGUUCCUCUGCUGACCAACUUCCUUCUUCUACAUCUAUGACUUCCUUGAACAUUCCUGCCACCAGGAGCUCAGCAGGCUUCUGGAACCAGUACCAAGCCUUCCUCAACAGCAGUAACGAGCCAACUGAUGACCCAACAGCUGGCAGCCAAGGAGAGAAUGAGUCAGCACAGUCGACAAAAUCACCCAAGAGAUCUCAGAUGGAUCCAAGAGCCCCAGAGGAAGCUGGGGAAGAGUCUAGUGAGGGGUCAUAACUCGACUAUGAGGAAUCAGCUGGUUAACAUUCUGGUGUUUUCAAUCAAUGUUUACCUUUUGGUGAAACUGUAUGAACAUUUGCGUAGUACUGCUUCCUUAAUACAUUUCCAGUAGCCUGUCAGUUUGAUAGUCAGAGUAAUAUGUUUGUAUGUGAAAGUUGUGAGUCAGUCAGCUUGGUCUUGUGUUAAAAAAAAGGAGACAGCUAAUGUACAAAUAAAAUGAAAAUAAUCAAGAAGUAACAUAGUCAAGUUUUUGCUGGAUUUGAUGAUAAAGUGACACUACCUUUGUUUGGCUGAAGUUGUUAAUAGUUUGAUGCACCUUCUAUCAAAAAAAAAGUAUCCCCGUUGUAUCAAUGUAUCAUAUCAGACCUGGGUAAAAUAAUUUUGAGUUUUUGCUCUUUUCAGCAACAGGCACAGGUAGAUAAGACUUAUCACAUUUGAACUAAUUUGAUAUUAUUAGCUAAUGUGUGAGUCAUAGGAUAGUACACUUAAAGAUCUGUUUCAAAUAACAUGAAUGUCAGUAUGUAAACAAUGCGGUACUCAUUGUGUUGUGCCAUGUACCAAAUUUGAUCCACUGACACCAAAGGAGGCUCAAGCUAACCAAAAUUAAUUUCUUUGCCAAUGCUCCCAACCUAGGUCUGUUUCAUAUCUAAAAGAUUAUUUCCUUUUAGUCACAGAGGGAACUGACAAAAAUGAGGAAAUUAGGCAAGCUAAGUUUUGCUUUGUGAGAGCACACAAGGCCAACAAACUGAAUGUGUUUCUGUGGGGAAUAUUAAGUCUUUUGUCCCCCAUCUUGUGGUUCAGAUAAACUACUCACUGAUGUCAUUGUGAUUCACUUUUCACUAUAUUGUCCUGUCGAACCAGAAGCACAGCUGCAGUGUUUGUGAACCCAGUGAGGACAUGGUCUUGUGUGUGACCUUUGACCUUUAGCUUUGUGUAUAUUAUGAUUGUUGUUUGGUCCAAAUGUAAUAUCUGUAACACUUUUUCAGUUACUAAAACUUUAAGUUGCAAUAUAUAUAUAUCAGAAGUCUAUGUCUGUUUGUUGUAAGCUGUACUUUCAGUAUCUCCAUAUUAAAAACCAGU
Epinephelus lanceolatus (giant grouper) is the source of this 6279-nucleotide messenger RNA. It is a transcript of the gene sall2, whose product is annotated as spalt-like transcription factor 2. NCBI's taxonomy places the organism in Eukaryota, Metazoa, Chordata, Actinopteri, Perciformes, Serranidae. Gene Ontology annotation, cellular component: nucleus. Gene Ontology annotation, molecular function: RNA polymerase II cis-regulatory region sequence-specific DNA binding; DNA-binding transcription factor activity, RNA polymerase II-specific. The record is from RefSeq and is a predicted model, not a curated record. Gene Ontology annotation, biological process: regulation of transcription by RNA polymerase II.